AUGCAGAUCUUCGUCAAGACCCUUACGGGUAAGACCAUCACCCUCGAUGUUGAGGCGACCGACACGUACUAUUUUUUGCAUUUUUUUUGAUCAGUUUUUAGAUUAUUUUAGUGAUAUGGUAGAGAAAACACUGGUAUUUUUUCUUGUGGACAGAUAAAGAACUUAAGAUGAAAUUGGAGUUCGGUGUAGAUUCGGGCAGAUCUUGAGGUCUACAGGAUUUCAUUCACCAUGUUUAGGAUUCAGGCAGCCUAGAAAUAACUUGAUCGUAACUCACAGCUCAACGUCAAUCAGUUUCGCACUCUCUCAUACACAACAUCAUCGUCAUUUUUCGCAAUUUCUACUUCUGACAACUACAGCAUCGAUAACGUGAAGGCUAAGAUCCAGGAUAAGGAGGGUAUCCCGCCGGAUCAGCAGCGUUUGAUCUUCGCUGGUAAGCAGCUCGAGGAUGGUCGCACUUUGAGCGACUACAACAUCCAGAAGGAGAGCACCUUGCACUUGGUGUUGCGUCUCCGUGGUGGCGUCAUCGAGCCGACCCUUCAGGUGUUGGCCCGUAAGUUCAACUGCGACAAGAACAUCUGCCGUAUGUGCUAUGCCCGUCUUCCCCCGCGUGCGGUCAACUGCCGUAAGAAGAAGUGCGGACACAGCAACCAGUUGCGCCCGAAGAAGAAGAUCAAGUAA
Messenger RNA from Amoebophrya sp. A25, 678 nucleotides. NCBI's taxonomy places the organism in Eukaryota, Dinophyceae, Syndiniales, Amoebophryaceae. The record is from the annotation of a GenBank genome assembly.